This is a messenger RNA of Komagataella phaffii GS115, 609 nucleotides long. Its product is annotated as Cytoplasmic mRNA cap binding protein. The coding region runs from base 1 to 609 and encodes 202 amino acids. The transcript has a single exon. The record is from RefSeq and is a predicted model, not a curated record. Gene Ontology annotation, cellular component: eukaryotic translation initiation factor 4F complex. Gene Ontology annotation, biological process: translational initiation. NCBI's taxonomy places the organism in Eukaryota, Fungi, Ascomycota, Pichiomycetes, Pichiales, Pichiaceae. Gene Ontology annotation, molecular function: RNA 7-methylguanosine cap binding; translation initiation factor activity.
AUGUCAGAGACUGAAAACGCUCCUCACGAAAAGUCACUGCUUGACGACCAAGUUGAUUUCACUGUUAAGCAUCCGCUCAACUCUGAGUGGACACUAUGGUAUACGAAGCCAGCCGUUCAUGAACAAGAAAGUUGGUCAGAUUUGCUACGUCCUAUCAUUUCAUUCAACUCGGUAGAGGAGUUCUGGGGAAUCUUCAACUCCAUUCCAAAGGCCUCCGAUUUGCCAGUCAAGUCGGACUAUCAUCUUUUUAGAGAUGGAAUCAAACCUGAAUGGGAAGACGAGCGCAAUGCUAACGGAGGAAAACUGACAUACCAGUUUGCCUACAGAAAGGUUGAUAUCAAUGAAUUGUGGUCUCGCGGUCUGUUGAGUGUGAUUGGUGAAACGAUUCAGGAUGAUGACGGAGAAACUGAGGUGAACGGUAUUGUUCUGAGCAUUCGUCGUGCCGCUUUGAAGAUUGCCCUCUGGACCAAGUCCAAGGAUGAGGCAGUUUUGAGACCAAUUGGCGAGAGAUUCAAGAAAGUUUUGAAGUUGACAGCCCGUGAUCAUAUUGACUUUCAACCUCAUAAGAGUGGUGCUGGUAGCAAGAACGUACCUUCUUUCAGCAUUUAG